GUUGAACAAAAGCAAUACAUAAGGCAUGCAAAGCUCAGAGCAAAAUAAAGAAAUAUUUAGUUUAAAGAAUCACUGAAUGCCAGGAAUGAUCAAGAGAAAGAUGACUAGUGACAAGAUCAUUCCUUUCGAAAAUGCAGUUAUAAAUAAAGUGCAGUAUCCCAAGGGCUUCAAUGUUGUCAGGACACCUGAUAAGAGGAGAUGAUGUGAAGCUGUGCAAAAUCGGUUUAUUUUUCCUAAACCCAAUUUAAUGAAAGAAGUGAACAAAGAGGUAAUAUUUCAAACGCCCAAGAAUUCUAAGCUGUCAAGUACAAAUUUCCUGACUCCUACGAAGUCGAUUGAGAGCAUCAGUCAGGGUAAAACAACUUUCAAAGGAAUGCCAAUUAACUUUAUAAAAAUCCCGAGUUUCAAUGAAGUGAGACCGAGGUCUGCCUGCCCAGGUGCCCAGGACACCCCUGAUUUUAAGCCUGUUACCAAAGAUUCUACUUCACGAAUGUCUAGACUGCCAAUCCAUUUCUUCCAUGGAAAAGAAGAAGAGAAAGUGGCUCCAAAAAGACAGUUCAAAAAUAAGGGUAGAUGAAAUAGAGAGAGAUUUAAUAGAGUAAAAGAGUCAGCCAAGAUCCUUCGCAAAGAGUCUUACUGACACCGAGAGAGUCUCCUGAUCUCUAGGAACUCUACAAUCCAUUCAAGAAAUUCCCUAUACAGGAUGUCAGCUUCUGAAGAAAGCCCAUUGAUGAGAUUUGUAAAUAGUCACUCAAACUCUUUCCAAAAUUCACCAAUGGUUCAUUCUAAAGGGAGAUAUAAGUACAAAUAGAAUUAAAAAGAAGCCGGCUUCAAACAAUAAAAGACCUCUUAAGCCUUCAUUCCCAUCCAAAAAGCCAUCUCAAUUUAAGCCAAAGAACUUUGCUCCAAAAAGAAGAAUCAGAAGGGACAGAGUUGAUUGCAAGAUGAUUGUCAAGAAGAUUAGGAAAAGCCUGACUCCUUUCCGAAACAAGCCAAAGAACUUGACUAUUCUGGAUAAUACGACAGAUAUAACCUUACAAAAAAUUUAAUUGGUUAUGAAUAUUUCUUUAACAAAUUUCCAAAGUUA
Messenger RNA from Moneuplotes crassus, 1087 nucleotides. Lineage: Eukaryota; Ciliophora; Spirotrichea; Euplotida; Euplotidae. The record is from the annotation of a GenBank genome assembly.